This is a messenger RNA of Paramecium sonneborni, 837 nucleotides long. The record is from the annotation of a GenBank genome assembly. NCBI's taxonomy places the organism in Eukaryota, Ciliophora, Oligohymenophorea, Peniculida, Parameciidae.
AUGUUCUAUAAACACUCUUAUCAUUCAUCAAGAUUUACUACUUAGAUUGAGGAAUCAUAAAGUCAAGAAACUAUGGAUGUAAAAUAACAGAGACCUUUUAGAAGGUUUGUUUCUACUAGUUUGAGUUUAUACAAUCGGCCAUAUUUAUAUACAAGAAGUAUCCCAAAAUCUUUAAUCGAAGAAGGUAAUAAUUAAAUUAUAAGUAUUAUUAUAGGGUAUAGAUCUAAAAGCAUACUUUAUCAUAUGUGUUUAUUAUAGAAUGAUAUAAAAUUAAAGAAUAGAUAAAAUAGAAGGGAUAGAGAAAAAACAACUAUAUUCACAGACAACAUGGAAUUAUAUCAUCAUAAAAUCAUUAAAAGGAUUAAAGAAAUUUGUAGAAGGAGAAGUUGUAAUUGUGGUGGAUGUGGUAUAAAAACAAAUUUCGAAAAGAAACAUGAUGAUUUUGAAGUUCGUACUUAGUAAGCAAUUACAACAGAUUUAAAAUUAUUAUCAUUUACAAGAGGAGGAUAAAAGAAAAAGCAAACAAUAAUUAAGGAGUUCAAAAUAAAAUAAAUUAAUGAAAAAAAAAUUAAGAAUUAAUUCUCAUCAAUGAAUUCAUAAUUAUAGAUCAAUAUUCCUUUAACUUAAAGAGAAAAUGUUUAAAUAGAUAAGUAAGAAACAUAAAGAUCUUUAUUGAAAACAACAAAAGAGCUGAUACAAUCAUUACCUUCAAUAAAAAACAUUGUACCUUUAACAAUAUUAAAAUAAAUCUAUAUAGCAGGUAGAUAGUAAAAAUAAUGUGCAAUUCGGAAACCAUCUCAUGAUUCUCUAAUAAUGAGAGCUUACAAACUGAAAUGA